Molecule: messenger RNA, 942 nt
Organism: Mirounga angustirostris (Northern elephant seal)
Lineage: Eukaryota; Metazoa; Chordata; Mammalia; Carnivora; Phocidae
Product: olfactory receptor 51V1-like
Exons: 1
Biological process (GO): G protein-coupled receptor signaling pathway
Cellular component (GO): plasma membrane
Molecular function (GO): G protein-coupled receptor activity; olfactory receptor activity
Source: RefSeq, a predicted model, not a curated record
AUGUCUGCUUCUUCGGCUUCCAUUAUCAAUACCUCAAUAUUCAUUCUCACGGGGUUCCCUGGCCUAGACCAGUACUAUCCCUGGUUUUCAAUUCCUUUCUCCUCCAUCUAUGCUAUCAUGUUCCUGGGAAACUGCCCGGUGCUGCAUGUGAUCCGGACAGAGCCGAGCCUGCACCAGCCCAAGUUCUACUUCCUGGCCAUGCUGGCCCUCACUGACCUGUGCAUGGAGAUGUCCACAGUGCACACGGUGCUGGGGGUCCAGAGGGGGCUCAGCCAAGAACUCAGUCGGGAUGUCUGCAUUGCCCAAACUUACUUCAUCCAUGGUUUGUCCUUCAUAGUGUCUGGAGUCCUUCUGGCGAUGGCCUUUGAUUGCUUCACUGCAAUCUGCAAUCCUCUGCACUACACAUCCAUCCUGACCAACAGUAGAGUCAUUCAUGUCGUGGUGGCCAUUUUGAUGAGAAGUGCAUUGCCCAUUCUCCCCAUCAUCAUUCGCCUGAAGUUCUUCCAUUACUGCCUCCCCCACAUCCUCUCCCACUCUUUCUGCCUGCACCAGGACCUACUCUGACUCGCCUGCUCUGACGUCCACUUCAACAGCUUCUAUGCCCUGGCUCUGGUCAUUUGUACCUUGUUGUUGGAUGCUGUGCUCAUUCUCAUCUCCUAUAUUUUCAUCUUGCAUACAGUGCUGGCAAUUGCAUCCCGGGAGGAGAGGCUCAAGGCCUUGCAGACCUGUGUGUCUCACAUCUGUGCCAUCCUGGUCUUUUACAUCCCCAUCAUUGGCCUCACCAUGGUGCACCGUUUUGGAAAGCAUCUCUCACCUUCCAUUCAUGUCCUUAUGGGCAAUAUCUAUAUUCUCUUCCCACCCCUGAUGAAUCCAAUCCUCUACAGUGUAAAAACCCAGCAGAUUCAAAGCAGGAUGAAGAAGUGGUUUUCUCUGAAAAUGUAG